This is a messenger RNA of Dictyostelium purpureum, 354 nucleotides long. RefSeq lists its product as uncharacterized. The record is from RefSeq and is a predicted model, not a curated record. NCBI's taxonomy places the organism in Eukaryota, Evosea, Eumycetozoa, Dictyosteliales, Dictyosteliaceae. The coding region runs from base 1 to 354 and encodes 117 amino acids. Gene Ontology annotation, molecular function: racemase and epimerase activity, acting on carbohydrates and derivatives. The transcript is spliced from 2 exons.
AUGAGUAAUCAGAAAUACAAGUGCUUUGCUCAAGCAUUAGAUUUAAAAAAUGACAAAGAAUUAAUUGAUGAAUAUAAAACUUUUCAUAAAUCUGUAUGGCCAGAGGUUACCGAUGCUUUGAAAAAAAUAGGUAUAACCAAGAUGAAGAUUUUUUUAGUUGGUAAUCAUUUGUUUAUGUAUUACGAAACUGUACCCGAUUUUACACCUGAAAAUUACCAAUCGUAUGCAGUAGAACCUAAAGCACAAGAGUGGGAUUCUCUAAUGAGGAAGUUUCAACAAAAGAUAUCCGAGGCUAAAGAAACUGAUUGGUGGACUGAUAUGGAACUCGUAUUUGAUUUAUAUCCUAAUGAGUAA